Molecule: messenger RNA, 2740 nt
Organism: Cuscuta campestris
Lineage: Eukaryota; Viridiplantae; Streptophyta; Magnoliopsida; Solanales; Convolvulaceae
Source: the annotation of a GenBank genome assembly
CUGCUUUGCAUGCACACCUUUUCCCUUCCGGACAACUUGCGCUUUACGAGAGACCCGCCGCCAUUCCGUCGUUUACUUGCUUUGACCCUUCGGAGCGUGCUUAGUAUUUCGCCACGAGAGAGGUUGAACAGGGUGAACUGUGGUUUUGGACUGAUCUGGGAGCUUUUUGUGUUCUUGGAGCGUUGAUGGAGUCUUUCUCCUGUUCAAAGGUUUGAUUUUUUUGGGGGAGAAUGGCGUCAAAGUUUUGCAUGAACGAGCACUGCCGCACCACGACGUCGUCUGAGUGGAAAAAAGGAUGGGGCUUGAAAUCUGGUGGAUUUGCUACUCUCUGUUACACCUGCGGAUCUGCGUUUGAAAAGAUAGCUUAUUGUGAGACAUUCCACCUGAAUGAAUCUGGUUGGAGGGAAUGCAGAAUGUGUAGAAAGCCUAUUCACUGUGGGUGCAUUGCAUCACAAUAUCUGUUUGAAUACAUGGACUUUGGAGGCAUAGGAUGUUUAAGCUGUACAAGGUGUUUGGGAGGUCACACUUUAAUGCCAAUACAGAUACCUAAUGAGGAUGCUCCUAGUGGCAUCUUGGGUGUGACAAACAGUGCAGAUACACAGCAUAUUCUUUUUGAAAAUAAAAUGGAUCAAAAUAUUUUUGAUAAGAGAAGGCUUCUGCAAUUUGGAAAUGGUGCAGAUGCAAGUGAACCUGUUCACCUUUUUCAAUUUCAAAACCAUGACAAAAUAAGACAAGAGGAGUCAAUCAUUCCUGCCAUGGAAGUCAGGUUGUGCAUCCCAAAUCAUAACCAGCAAUCUCCCAAAUCUUCUUUUGUUGAAAAUCCAGAAAAUUGCAUAUCAAAUAGGACUGUAAAAGAAACUGCCAAAUGUUUUAACCAGCCAUCUCUAAAUUUCUUCAUGAGCACUCCCAUGGGCACUUCGAGCUCGACACUACCUGUUUCUUCUGGGGUUUCUCCAUUUCAACUAGAGCAGAAACCACACCAUAUCUUGGCCAAGCCACCCAAAGCUAGUUCAAAUUCCGGGUUUGAAUCAAAAAGUGGAAUAUCUACCCCAAGGCGUUCUACAAGGCCACUGACUGAAGGGCGUGGCAGUAGGAAUCAGAUGUUGCCACGAUAUUGGCCUAGAAUCACAGACCAAGAGCUGCAGAGGUUAUCUGGAGACUUGAAAUCCACUAUAGUGCCAUUGUUCGAAAAGGUUCUGAGUGCCAGUGAUGCUGGCCGGAUUGGUCGUCUGGUCAUCCCAAAAGCAUGUGCUGAAGCGUAUUUUCCUUAUAUUGAGCAAUCUGAAGGAAUGCCGAUUACGAUGCAAGACGUUAAAGGUAAAGAAUGGACAUUUCAAUUCAGGUUUUGGCCCAAUAACAACAGCAGAAUGUAUGUUCUUGAGGGUGUUACGCCGUGUAUACAGAAUAUGCAAUUAGAAGCUGGUGAUACAGUUACUUUCAGUCGAAUAGAUCCUGGCGGGAAACUAUUUAUGGGUUUCCGGAAGGCAGUGAUUAUUAAUGCUGUAGCACCCGUUGGGCUUCAAACUUCUUUAUUGGAUUCUAAAAAUCCAGCCAUUUCCAAUAGCACCUGUUCUACUGAAACUCCACUCUCUGGUGCCACUGACAACCAAGCUAUGCCAAAACAUGAGAAGGAUGGAGGCAAUGAAACUGACAAUUUCUUGCAAAGGAAUGGGAUUGUUCCAGAGAAGAAGAAGAUCCGGAACAUAGGCUGCAAAAACAAGAGGCUCCUGAUUCACACAGAAGAUGCUAUGGAGCUGAAGAUCACUUGGGAAGAAGCGCAAGAUUUGCUCUGCCCACCUCCAAAUGUGAAUCCAACCAUAAUCAUGAUCGAGGACUGUGAAUUUGAAGAAUAUGAUGAGCCACCAGUUUUUGGAAAGAGGACAGUGUUCACUACUCCAUCAUCUGGGGAGCAGGGACAAUGGGCGCAAUGUGACAAUUGCUCCAAAUGGCGUAGGCUGCCUGUGCACGAUCUCCUACCCUCAAAUUGGACAUGUUCAGAUAAUAUUUGGGACUCAAACAGAUGUUCGUGUUCUUCCUCAAGUGAGAUGAACCAAAAAGAACUUGAUCCAUUCCUUAGAGAUAGCAACAAGGAAACCAAGAGGCAAAGCAACGGUUGUGGUGAGCCAUCAGGCCUAGAUGCCUUGGCCAGUAUCGCAUCUUUAAGAGACAGCAGCAGCAACGGCAACAACUUGGGUGGGACAGAGGAACCACCUUGUACCACGAAACAUCCUCGGCACCGCCCCGGCUGCACCUGCAUUGUGUGCAUUCAGCCUCCGAGUGGGAAGGGCAAACAUGACCCCUCGUGCAAGUGUAACGUGUGCUUGACCGUGAGACGCAGGUUCAAAACUCUCAUGCAGCGUAAGAAGAAGAAACCAACAGAACGUGGGGCAGAGACUGCGCAGGUGAAGGAUGGGACUCUUGGUCGUGUUUCUGUUGACGAACCGUGUUUGGUAGGACAGAUGAACUGUCCAGAGAACGGUGAUGCUCCGUAUCCAAACUGGGAUCGCAGUACUACAAGCAAGGGACAGUUGGACUUGAACUGCCACCCUAAUGAGAAUAAGGCAGGCAGUUGAAGGGUAACCAACCCACAAACACACUCUUUCUGUCCUUUUUUUUUGUACAAAACCCUUAGGAGUUGAUCUUAAGAUUACCCUACAUUCCGGCCACCAUAUAUUCUUUGGUGCUGUUGGGUUUCUGAGUCUUAUAUAUAUCUAAAAGUUCAUAAAAGUGUACAUUCUUU